UGGAUAUCAAAGCAGUUGACUCCUAAGUGGAACACAUUUCUUUGGUGAUAUCUUACCGCCUAUUACUACUCUUUCUUUUCAUUUAGCAUACUGACAACCACUAACAGAUAAUUAGACUACAAAUUAGACCACGACCUCAGAAAUCGGUUUUCGGAAAUAAGACUUCACAAACCUUUGUUGCAAAAAUAUUGUUUAUCAAUUGAAAGCUUACCUUUUGUUAAAAUGCAACCAACCAAUCGCAUUUACUUUUGCUUAAUUUUAUUGAAGGUUAUUUAUUCUGAAGAUAAAACUAUCUAGGUUUGAAUUUUUCAUCGCUUUUACGGAACAAAAAAAUCGUUUCCAACUCAUUAAACUCUGUUUUGUUUCAAACGUUACUCUACAUUAUCCUAAAUUGAAUCUAAAUUACAAAUAUUAUCUAUAAAUUGUCUUUCUUCAUUAUAUCAGAUCUAAAUCGCUCUUGUUUUGAAUACUAUCGACAGAUUAGUGAAAAACGAAAACAAAAUGGCUGAUUCUUAUUCUAAGUUUGAUCAGCUCUCAGUAAUUCUGCAAGGUCAGACAAGUUAUCCCAUGCAUGGUGUCACUUAUGUCACAGAAGGUCAAAUUCUGUCCAACUAUUCAUCUUUUACGACAACUGCAUCAUCAGCGGCCGGCAUGAACAACGGUGCGGAAGAGGAUGUCAUGCGAGUGGUUGUGAAAUUGCUAAAUUACCCUCUGUUUAUUUGUGCCAUGGUGUUUAACAUUCCCUUGCUUCUGCUCAUUGUCUUUGAGAAGUCCCUACACAAGGCGCCAUUUUUCCUGAUUGCCAACAAAUCUGUUAUCAACACUAUGAGCGCCAUCUCCAUAUUCUACCAAUGUCUAAGAUAUCACUUUCUGGCCGACCAUUUUCGACAUCACAUGGCGGGUCAUUGCAAGUUCAUGGCCACUUAUGGAGUAGUCGAGUACCUCUGCUACCCUUGGGUCAAUGUCCUAAUAGCCCUGGAACGGGUAGUCAUGAUGGCAUACCCAUUAAACAGCAAAAGCAUCCUCACCCUUCGGAACAAAAUCAUAGCCAUGGGUAUAUUCUACGCAUUCUGUGCUGCAUUUUUAGUGCGCGCGUUUCUCUACUCGGAACUCACAGUCUCCGCUGUCGGGCGCACGAAGUGUAACCCUGGAUAUUUUUGGGUGCAGUCGUUUCUUCCGAUAUCAUUCACGAAUUUCAUCCUCCCAUUCGUAUGCCAAAUCGUUUGCUACUCGGUAAUCGCACUGCAUAUUCAGAAGACGAGUCAGAGGUCAAAUGUUACCCUUGUUCAAAUCCGACUCACUAAGUUGUUUUUUGCCGAUGCGAUCAUUUUUUUCGCCUCCAAUUUGCCACAUCAACUGGCCAUGUACAUGGACGAAUUUGGAGACCCACUCACGCAAAGUUCAAAGCUGAUCAACGUUGUCGCAGAGCUGGGGGGCCCAAUGUACGGCAGCCAAUCAGUCUUUUCCCCCCUCCUCUACAUCAUAAUGUGCAAACAGGUCCGUGAACAGAUAUGCAGUCGGAUUCCCGAAAGCGUGAAGAAACUCACACGUUGUUGCCAAUCAAGUACACCUGUGGCACAACAAAACCGACCAGCUGCUAAUGAAACCGCGAACACCCGCGUUAACACUGGUAUGAGCCAUAGAGGCAUGAACAAGAAUGGAGGUCAAGGGAAAAAGGAAGGAAAAUCGUGUCAUCUUCAAUUGGAGAAAAACGGGAAAAAUUCAGACGAUAAAAUCAAUGCCAAAAACGAGUCCGUUCUCUGAGACUGAUAAUUCUUAUCCAAUAAAUGUCAUAUUUUGUUAUGUAGUCUC
Molecule: messenger RNA, 1812 nt
Organism: Symsagittifera roscoffensis
Lineage: Eukaryota; Metazoa; Xenacoelomorpha; Acoela; Convolutidae
Product: cysteinyl leukotriene receptor 1-like
Exons: 5
Coding region: 502-1764 (420 amino acids)
Biological process (GO): G protein-coupled receptor signaling pathway
Cellular component (GO): plasma membrane
Molecular function (GO): G protein-coupled receptor activity
Source: RefSeq, a predicted model, not a curated record